Molecule: messenger RNA, 972 nt
Organism: Phytophthora sojae
Lineage: Eukaryota; Oomycota; Peronosporomycetes; Peronosporales; Peronosporaceae
Exons: 3
Coding region: 1-972 (323 amino acids)
Source: RefSeq, a predicted model, not a curated record
AUGGUCCCGUCAUCCCCAGUAGACCACGGCUUCACUGACGUCAACCUCACAUUGGAUAAUUUUGAUGAAAUCCUCCAUGCCGUCUUCAACGCCGACGACCUACACGUUCUGCCAGAACUCACGGGCGAGUCACCAGUCUCUGCUCAAUCCGCGUCCGACACCAGUGUUCGAAGCAUCAACAAGGACGAAGGGAGCGCCCAACAACAAAUCCGUCUAGCGAGGGAGGCGAGGCUCGAAGCAUCCCCAUCGCGCGCAAGCGCCUUCGCGUUGACUAAGAGGUUUCCUCUUACCAGGACCAGUCCAAAAGUGGAUGAGCCUGCGUUCUUUAAAGCGUGCAUUCGAGAGCUACAGGCGAACUAUGCGCGCGCGGAGGAAGUGCUGAAGAGUUGCAGCUUCAAUGAGGUGGAGACGAACACAAACUUGAGAUCAGAGCAGAGACGCGAGUCGGAUGGAGAACUCAAAUACCUCCAGCGAUUGACCAAAGAGGUGCAGCCUUAUUCGCUGUACGAAACUGAUCUUUACCACGCUGCGAAGACCAAUUUUAAGCGUUAUGAGGACGUCAAGGACCCAGAAAGCACUUACGCCGUAGCGUUUAGCGACAAGUUCAAGCUCAGUACCGGCGAAGUGGUGCAAGUGCGGCAGCGACUGGUCUUCUGUCGCUUCUUCGAGGAAGAACGCAUUGCAUUCACGUGGAAACUUGUUUCGGAGGGCCAAGGAUUAUUUAGCGGGAUGCGUCAAGACGAGACGGGCUGGACGUGGUUGUACCCUUCGACGGAGACGGCAGAGCCCGGUACCGUUGUGGCAACGUGUCGUCGACGAGCACCGAUGUACUACGCAUCUUCUGUCAGUGAGGCUACACGGUGUGAAUUUGGUGAGAUGUUACAGGAAAAUGACCGGGAAGCUUGGGCGAAAAUGGUUACCUCGUUAGAUAAGUUGAUGCUGGACUGCGCGAUGGCUAGUGCUGCUUUUUAA